Messenger RNA from Plodia interpunctella (Indianmeal moth), 2263 nucleotides. It is a transcript of the gene Paics, whose product is annotated as PAICS bifunctional enzyme. Gene Ontology annotation, cellular component: cytosol. Gene Ontology annotation, molecular function: phosphoribosylaminoimidazolesuccinocarboxamide synthase activity. Bases 362 to 1642 code for a protein of 426 amino acids. The transcript is spliced from 8 exons. The record is from RefSeq and is a predicted model, not a curated record. Lineage: Eukaryota; Metazoa; Arthropoda; Insecta; Lepidoptera; Pyralidae. Gene Ontology annotation, biological process: 'de novo' IMP biosynthetic process.
GUUGAAGUUGAAGUGGACAACAACAACCUUACUUACGUAUGUUUUUUAUAAUUAAUGGUUAGGUACAAUACAAUAUUCAACCAUAAAUCACUAGCGAAUCCAUUCACGGUAAAAUACAACUUUAAUUUUUUUUUCCGCGGACAUGUAUUUAUUAUUUUCAAAUAUUAAAAUCGUUUGAUCGUAGUGGAAUAAACUUGUUAUCAACAUCGCGCCGGUCGUAUACGUACGAUAACACGUGGUGAUCACAGAUGCUAGGUAUCGAAACUUAUAAAAGGCCUUAAAUAAUCAGGAUAAGACGCGCGAUCCCCACUAUCCCACUGGCUGUCGAGCUGCCGGACAAAAAUCAUAAUAAAUUUCAAAAAUGGCUCAAGCGCAACCCAAAGAAGUUGGCGGUUACAGGUUGGGGAAGCUGUUAAUCGAGGGUAAAACAAAGCAAGUAUUCGAUUUACCGGACGCCCCCGAUCACUGUCUGCUGCUGAACAAGGACAGGAUCACCGCUGGAGAUGGCGUGAAGGCUCACGAUCUGGAAGGCAAAGCCGCCAUCUCAAACCAGACUAAUGCCAAAGUCUUUGAGAUUUUGAAGUCUACAGGCUUGAAAACUGCAUACGUCAAAAUAGCUUCCCCUACUGCUUUCGUUUCCAAGAAAUGCGAAAUGAUUCCUAUCGAAUGGGUGACCCGGAGAUUGGCAACAGGGUCAUUCCUAAAGAGGAACCCGGGUGUUCCCGAGGGAUUCAGGUUCACCCCGCCCAAACAGGAGACCUUCUACAAGGAUGAUGCGAACCACGACCCCCAGUGGUCCGAGGAGCAAAUUAUAUGUGCCAACUUCAAGGUCAACGGACUUGUUAUAGGACGCAAUGAGGUAGAUUACAUGCGUAAGGCCACGAUUCUAGUAUUUGAAAUUUUGGAGAAAGCUUGGGCGCUUCGCGAUUGUGCUCUCAUCGACAUGAAGAUCGAAUUCGGAGUUGAUUCUGAUGGAAACAUUCUUGUGGCCGACGUGAUCGAUUCUGACUCAUGGAGAUUGUGGCCCUCGGGUGACAAGCGGUUGAUGGUUGAUAAGCAGGUGUACAGGAAUCUGUCGACGGUGACGGCGGCGGACCUCGACAACGUAAAGCGCAACUUCGACUGGGUAAAGGAUCAGCUCGACCAUCUCAAGCCGAAUGUGCACCACAAAGUUGUGAUCUUCAUGGGCUCCGCAGCCGAUCUGGACCAUUGCCAGAAGAUAGCGAAAGUCGGUCGCGAGUUGGGUCUGGACGUGGACCUGCGCGUGACGUCAGCACACAAGGCGACGUCGGAGACGCUGCGAGUGCUGCAGCAGUACGAGGACACGCACGGAGCGCUGGUGUUCGUGGCCGUGGCCGGCCGCUCCAACGGCCUAGGCCCGGUACUUUCUGGCAACACUUCUUACCCCGUCAUAAAUUGCCCGCCGCCUAGUGAUAAACUCGUCCAGGACAUCUGGUCGUCACUAUCCGUGCCGUCCGGCCUCGGCUGCGCCACGGUGGUGUACCCGGACAGCGCGGCUCUCAUGGCCGCCCAAAUCAUCGGCCUCCAGGACUACACUAUCUGGGCUCGGCUCAGAGUCAAACAACUCGAAAUGGCCACAGCACUACGCCAGGCCGAUAAGAAACUCAAUCAGACAUCAUAGUCACGUAUAAUUAGUAAUCGCUGUCACAUAGCGUGACCGAUUUAUCGAUAGUUGAACAAUCGAUAGUCUCGAUACUAUCAAAAGCUAUUUUGGAGCAGUGUUGCUCCAAAAUAGCUUUUGGUAAAAAACUAUCGAUAAUCUAUACUCGAUACUAUCGAUAGUUUGAACUGACAAGUAAUAGUGACAAGUAUUUAUUGCUUAUCACGGUUCGAUACUAUCGAUCCUUAUCAAUAGUAUUGCACCAAAACCGGCUACCGAUACUAUCGAUAGUAUGCAAAACUGUCGAUAGCUAUCGAUAGUAUUGCUUUUUCUCAAACUAUCGAUAGUCUAUUGAAACACUAUCGAUAGUUGACUAUCGAGCGACCACAGUACUGUCUUAUUCACAAAAAAAUUGUUAUGAACAGAACAAGAAUAUUAGAGGUGUGUUGACGGUUUGCCCUGGUAUUCUUAAUUUUUAAGUUUUUAUAUUGUUUUUCUUUUAUGUUUGUAUUGUUUAGAACAGUAUUUUUAAGUUUGAUAAUCCACUUGGAUCGAGAUCUAAACAUUCCGAAUCAAAAGAAUGCCUAUAUUCUUGUAAGAUCUGUCAUUUAUAAUUAUACAAUAAACGUUAUAUAUUUUUAA